Spodoptera exigua (beet armyworm) is the source of this 787-nucleotide messenger RNA. The record is from the annotation of a GenBank genome assembly. Lineage: Eukaryota; Metazoa; Arthropoda; Insecta; Lepidoptera; Noctuidae.
CGCGAGUGCAGUGGCUGUACACCAUUCUAUUUUUUUUAAAUAAAUAUUUUUUGUGAGUGCAACAUGUUACGUCAGUGUGUCACGUUGGCAGUAUUGGGGUGUGUUUUCGCGGUUCCCGCGCCCCAACACCAAUACCAACCUCAGCAUCAACAACAGGCUGGAGGAUAUGAUCCACACCUUCUAAGACAGUACCUCGCUGACCAACACGCCGCGGCGCCGGCGCCUGCUCCUACACAAAUCAUCCCUAGGCCACAACACGUACAACAAGCUGUGCCCAGACCCGCUCCUCAGCAUCUAUACACGGUCCAAAGCGAGGCCCAAUACCAGCCACAGCCCCAAUACCAACCACAGCCACAACAGCAGUACAGGCAGCAGCAGCACCAACCCCAGUACCAGCCCCAAAGACAGCAAGAACAGCGCGAACCGGAGGAAUAUGAUCCUCAUCCCUCCUACCAGUUCGGUUUCGACGUGAACGAUGACCAGUACACCAACUACCAGAACCGUAAGGAACAGAGAGACGGUGACGUCAUCAAGGGCUCUUACUCUGUGGUCGACAGCGAUGGUUUCGUCAGGACUGUGACCUACACUGCUGAUCCUAAAGAGGGUUUCAAGGCUGAGGUAUCAAGGCAGCCCACAGACAUCGUAGUAAAGAUCCCCACUCCCAAGCCCCAGCUUCUUCAACCUCAAGUACAGCACGCUCCUCACGCCCAGCCCAGGCCACAGCAACCACAACACGCUGCCCCACAACAAUACUACCGUUACGAACAAUAAGCUAUUAAACCUUUGU